UAAUCAUGCAGUCGGCUAACUGUCAGUUGUCUUGGAUACAGAUAGCGCCGUGCCUUGGAGUCAUUUGUUUGAGCCUACUACUGCUAUUUAUGAAGGACCCAUCUGGAGGCAACACGGAAGAAGAGGAUGAAGAUGAUGAACCUCAAGUGGAAUGUUCCCUCUUUUCCUGUUUGAAGCCUCUGCUGACGUGGAGCUUUGCCCUUAUUAUGAUAGGUUCCCUUAGUGUGGACUUUAUUCACGAGGGCAUGUUUGCAGUUAUUCCUGAUUUCUUGGACAGAACCAGGAAUGAGACGGGGAAACAAUGGCCCCUUUUCUUGUCUCAGAGUUACUACAGUGACUUUAUGGUCUACUCAGCAAUCAAAUGUGCAGCGGAUGUACUCGGCAUGCUGUUAGGGAUGGAAAUCAGCAAGCUAUUGAGCAAAGAGCCUCACAGUGCAGGUCCAUGGGUCUGCGCCGUAGGACUCUUUGCCUUUACACCCAUCUUUUCUUUAUUUUUGUUUUUCAUCAAAGAUGGCAUUGUCCUUCCAUGUGUAUUCCUCUUUAUCAGUGGAGUUUUCCUGAGCUUAAACCAGGCCCUAUCAGAGGAUAUGAUGCUGUCUGUAAUACGGCCAAAAUUCUACACAAUCGCUGGACAGCUACAGGCCUUCCUGACGCGGUUGAUUGCAGGCGUAGGUGCUCCAUUUAUUAUUGAAUAUAUAUCUGUUAAGAUCCAGGAGUCGAAUUCUGAGAAGACUUCCUUUGAAUGCAUGCAAUUUGCCCUAAUGUUUUUAACAGUAGUGGCAGUGAUUGGAGGAACCUGCUUCCUUUAUUUAAAUUUGAGCUUCAGAAAGGAUCGGGAAGCAGCGGACAAGAACGCUACCCCAAGACAAUCUGAUGUGGAGAAAAGCUUGUUCAAGGUACAAAGGGGUAUAGAGAGAUACAGGGGACAGAGGAUAGAGGGGGAGGAGCUGGAAUAUGAGAAGGAAAAUAUUGUUAGCAAGGCUUCUGAUAAUAUAUCUUAUACCUUCAGUGCACAGACUGCUAUUUGGAAGGGUUUGUAUUGA
This is a messenger RNA of Xenopus tropicalis (tropical clawed frog), 1043 nucleotides long. Its product is annotated as protein spinster homolog 1-like. Lineage: Eukaryota; Metazoa; Chordata; Amphibia; Anura; Pipidae. Gene Ontology annotation, cellular component: membrane. The coding region runs from base 6 to 1043 and encodes 345 amino acids. The record is from RefSeq and is a predicted model, not a curated record. Gene Ontology annotation, biological process: transmembrane transport. The transcript has 7 exons.